GAGGGGCUUAGCAAGUGUUUUACACAUCUGUAAAUCAAAUUAAUUAUUAUUUUUUUCUAUUUUUUGAUGGUAUUUUGAUUGUUCACCAACAACAGGGAUCGCUCUUUUACUGUUUUAGAGUAGCAGCAGCAGCCACAGCAAAGCGGCAGCACUAAUCUCUCUCUCUCUCUACACUGGGUCAUCUUCAUCAUCAUCUACAGAGCGUAUCUCCUGCUUGCCCUUUAGAUUUCCUUCUUAUAAACUUUUUUCACUCUCUCUCUCCCACCCUCCUUUUUCCAUAUAUGAGCUAAAAGAGAGGAGUGUAGGGGUCAUUUCCAAAAGCAAAAUUGAUUAUUUUGUUACUGUCUUGAUUCAACCAUAAUGCAGAUGGGUUUUUGUUAAAAAGGUCCCUCCUUUUACAGUUGCUGCCUACUCUUAAUCAUGAUUUAUUAUCUCAAGAUUCUUGCUUGGAUAAUGUGAAUCUUCAACUGCAUGGUUUUGAGGAAGAAAAGCCAAUUACAAGCCUCUAAUUUUUGUCAACUGAAACUCCCAUUUGGAAUUCUGAAUUCAGUCAUUUCAUCAGCGGACAGGAUUUGAUUAAUUUCAGCGCCUUUAAUUAGUUGCUGUAAUUGUGAAGAUUGGUCCUUUAAUCCUGAGUCUAAUUGAGAAAAUGCUGCAGAGAUUCGCGAAGUCUUGUGCUUGAUUUGAGUCUAUAACCAUAAGAGAGCGUCUUGCACAAGCAAUUGCAAAAGAGAGAGAAAAUAUAUAAAGGGUUUUCACCGUUGAACCUUUCAAAGCUGCUUUAUUUUCUCGACUUGGCGAAUCUGGGGUUCUUUUAUACAGUAUCCGUUGUUCACAUUUUUUUAGAGAUAUAGACAGACCUGUCCCCCCACCAACCAUCGAUUUGCAAUUCUGAGGGUUUAUUGCUGUUGAAGUUUCCUCGGAAAAACUUGGCUGCAAUAGCUCUUCAAGUUUGAGUUUUUUAGUUUCUUGUUUGGAUUUGGGGUUAUUGCUAAGGAUAGAGAUUGUGGGGGCUGGCUUUUUGGGUGGUUUUACUUUUGGGUUUUGAAAGGUUUUUUGAGUGGCAUUCUGCUGAAUUCCAACAUUCCAAAGCAUCGAUGGGGCUUCUUCGAAGUCUCGCGAUGCUUUCUCUUCUUACAUUGAUCGUCUGGUUGCCGGGGAUUAUUGCUCAGUCAAUAAAUAGUGCGCGUCCCCUUGAUGCUCUUCUCCAAGACUAUGCUUAUAGAGCAUUUGUUCGUCCUAGGACUGGCAUUGCAUAUGAUGGGACUGUUCCUUCGAACUUGACUGGGAUCAAGAUUGCUGCCAUGAGGCUCAGGAGUGGGAGCUUGAGAAGAAAAGGUGUUAAGAUGUACAAAGAGUUUGGGAUUCCCGAAGGAGUGGUGGUGGUGCAGUAUGUGGAGAGGCUUGUUUUGGUCUACCAAAAUCUGGGCAAUUGGUCUUUGACAUACUACCCGCUGCCUGGUUAUGCUUACCUUGCUCCAGUUUUGGGACUUAUUGCUUACAGUGCUUCAAACUUAUCUGCUACGAAUUUGCGUGAGUUGGACAUCAGGGUUUCUGGCGAUCCCCUAAAUAUCACAUUCCCGGAUGUGCAAUCACCUCCAGUUGGGUCUAUUGCAAAGUGUGUGGGGUUUGAUUUACAGGGUCGUCCAACUUUUAGCAACGUGUCUUCUGGAAAUGUAUGCUUAACGACCCAACAAGGGCAUUUUUCAAUAGUUGCUGAGUCGCCCGCCCCUUCUCCAACACCAGUAUCUCCUAGUCCAUCUCCUCCGAAUGUGGGUCCUGUACCAAGUGGACGGGGAAAGAAGAACUCUAAAAAAGUUGGGAUAAUUGUUGGGUCUGUCCUGGGUGGAUUAUUGCUGUUGGUGUUUUUGUCAUUCUUCGUAUUGUGGGCGCAGAAGUUGAAACAGAGGAAGAAAAUGCAACAGAUGGAGAGGGCUGCAGAGGUGGGGGAAUCCCUACAGAUGACAUCGGUUGGGGAAACGAAAGCACCAGCAGCGAUGGUUACCCGAACACAACCGACCCUUGAGAAUGAAUAUGUGCCAUAACUCCUCCCACCUGUACAAGUCCUCCCUCUUUUCCACACUCAUUCUUAAUUCAAGCUCCAUUCCCGUAUUCAAAUAUUCUUCCAUUCACAUCUUUUUUUGGUGGUGUCUUCUUCCUCGUCUUGUUUGGUUCUGGUAGGCUUUUCAUUGUAGUGUGAGUAAUAUAGAAUGUUUGUGUAAAUCUGUUAUCACUCACAAACCCUCCAUAGUUUUAUGAUUCAUUGUGGUGUGCAUUUUAGCAAAAAGUAAUUUCAUAUGUGAUGAGUUUAGUUUUCCCAUUGACAAGGAAUAAAAAUUUCUGUGGUGCCUUCCAUUACAGAUUGUUUUC
Molecule: messenger RNA, 2370 nt
Organism: Populus trichocarpa (black cottonwood)
Lineage: Eukaryota; Viridiplantae; Streptophyta; Magnoliopsida; Malpighiales; Salicaceae
Exons: 2
Coding region: 1098-2045 (315 amino acids)
Cellular component (GO): membrane
Source: RefSeq, a predicted model, not a curated record